AUGACCAGAUCCAAUGCACCUGCGGCCGAGGAGGACGCGAACUCGGGCAUCAGCUACGAGGAGGGAUCAAGUGGUGAUGAUACGGCCCACAAUGUCCCUUCGGCCACGACACCGAGGAAGCGAAAGAGAGAGAAGCACCAGAAGACCUCAUGUGAGUUGUGCAAAGCUCGCAAGGUCAAGUGUGACCGUGCUGAGCCCGCAUGCUCGUGGUGUGCCCGUCACAACAGGACAUGUGUCUAUCUGGAGAGACAGAAGCCUGGAAGCCGCAUCGGCUUCGGGCUGGAGCUCGAGGCCAAGGUCAACAAGAUCGACGCCCUCUUGCAGUCUCUUGGACGGAGGUUGGAGGAGCACAUAGACUCCCAUGAUGCUCCAUCACCAGCCAUCAGUACACAGGCGACGGGAUCACAGGCUGCCGAUGCUGGCCCUCGAGGUGGUUUUUCCAGUGGUGUGCCCGCCCCCAACACUCCUGCGGGCGGCACUCCGAAUUCCCAAGGAACGGUGAGCCUCUUCCCAGGUGGUUUCUGGCCUGGCAGCGACGCCCCUGACGUUGCCCAGUAUGGUGGCCAGCAGAACCCGUCUGGCGCCGUCCAUAACACCAGCGCGCCGUCUUUGUCGCUGAACCCUUCAGUUUCACUUCGCCAGCCUCCUCUUGCUACGCCUGUUCUCGCCGAUCUGCCGCCUCAGGAUGUGAUAUAUACUCUUGUCGACCUGUACUUCAAACAUUGCAACACAUGGUGUCCUAUCCUCGAGCGAAAAACAACAUUCGGAAUAUUUUUCGGUUCGACGUCGAUGAACGAAGCGGACCGCGUCCUCCUUCACGCCAUAGUGGCAACUACGCUGAGAUUCUUGAAAGACCCUAGGUUAUCGUACGAGGCGAAGUUGCAUUACCAUGGUGUUUCGAGGAGGACUGUUCAGCUCUAUGCAAUGGAGAAUGUUAGUAUCGAGGCAUUGAAGGUAUCUGUUAUUCUUUCUUUAGACGAACUCGGUACUUUGAAUGGGCCAAGAGGAUGGAAUCUGCUGGCCAUGCUGGCCCAGAACGCCAGGCAGUUAGGCCUUUGUGAAGAGACGAGCGUAUUUCUAGCGACCGAGCCUGACGAGAUGCCGACCACUGGAUCGAUCCGGCGGAUAGCUACAACCAGACCCGAGUCGUGGAUAGAAGAUGAAGGAAGAAGACGCCUAUGUUGGAUGGUUUAUCUCCUGGACAGAUACGCUACUAUUGCUACUACCACCUUCGACUUCUCCUUGAGCGACGACUUAAUGAAGCGAGUCCUUCCAUGCUCGUACGACUUGUUUUCUAGGAACGUCCCUGUCGAGACGCAGACGGUAAUGGCAUCGAAUGACCAGCAACCUAGCCAGGAAACAUCCUUUAUGGUGAAGAAACCCGAGAAUUUGGGCAGUUUUGCCUACCACUGCGAGAUCCUCCGUAUCAUCAGCAAAAUCCACAACUUCUUACGAACGCCGGUUGAUGUGACAUCUUCCACGGACAUGGCCAACUGGCGCAACACAUACCAUACACUGGACUCCUCGCUGGAUUCUUGGUUGCAGAGCUUGCCAAGCGAAUACAGCAAGAUAUCGGCUUUGUGCCAUUCGGACCCAGCUAGUCGCGUUGCCAACUGGUUUAUGCUCCAUAGCGCGUAUGUGGUUGCGGUUGUACGACUUCAUUCAGCAGCAGCAUAUCCCACGGUCCGAUCACACAUAUUCGUUCCAUCACACUAUGCAAUGCAAAGAUGUCUAUCGGCGGUGCAAAGCCUUGGCGAUAUUGCCAGGGAUGUCUAUGAGGCAGAUGGGUUGGACUUGCUGGGACCGCCCUUUGCCUUCUCUCUCUGGGUUGCCGCCAGAUUGCUGAUUGUACACGCAGCAACAGUUGGUGGCCCUGUCGAUCCCAAGAUCGAAUUCCUUGUUGAGACGCUCAAACACGUUGGCCAGUACUGGGAGGUGGCACAUAAUUAUGCCAAGGUGUUGAGCAGAGUGAUCCAGCGAGCUCGCCAGAAUAACAUGAGUUUUGCCGCUAUGAGAAAAAGCGCCUAUGACUUGGUCCAGUUGACGACGCAGACGAGACGAUCGGGACUGGAAAGCACGUCAACCCAAAACACAUCCUUGAGCGAGCUGGAUAAUAUAGACGUUUUCGACUUCUUCAACUUACCCAGAGUUUCAGGCUCAACUAUCGGAUCGACUGAUAACCAGACAAAUCUGCUGUUGCCUCAAGGCACAUCAAACGUCAACAACAGCGGAGGUGUUCCAGACCCCGAAUCGGAUUGGUUGAGAUAUAACGCAACAUAUCAUUGA
Messenger RNA from Clonostachys rhizophaga, 2286 nucleotides. The record is from the annotation of a GenBank genome assembly. Lineage: Eukaryota; Fungi; Ascomycota; Sordariomycetes; Hypocreales; Bionectriaceae.